Molecule: messenger RNA, 1204 nt
Organism: Odobenus rosmarus divergens (Pacific walrus)
Lineage: Eukaryota; Metazoa; Chordata; Mammalia; Carnivora; Odobenidae
Exons: 5
Coding region: 77-1204 (375 amino acids)
Source: RefSeq, a predicted model, not a curated record
GCGGCCCGGUGUUGACACUUCCGGGUGGGACCAAAGUGAGGCGGCUGGGCAGGGGCUGGUAGCUCCGACGGCAACCAUGGCGUAUAACUGCCUCACGGUGCCUCUCAUCGUAAUGAGCGUGUUCUGGGGCUUCGUCGGCUUCUGCGUGCCCUGGUUCAUUCCUAAGGGUCCCAACUGGGGAGUUAUCAUCACCAUGCUGGUAACCUGUUCAGUUUGCUGCUAUCUCUUUUGGCUGAUUGCAAUUCUGGCCCAACUCAACCCUCUCUUUGGACCACAGUUGAAAAAUGAAAUAAGCUCUCUGGACACAUCUCAAGCAGAAAUGGAGCUAAUUGGUGAGUCAGUUGCUGUGGAUUCUAACACACUUUUCAAGGAUCCCUAUCCAGGCAAUCUAGAUAAAGGAAAAUGUGAAAAAUAUAACUCUCUUAAGAGUCAGUUAUUAACUGGAAUCUGGAGCAAUCGGUGUAAGAGAUGCCUGGGACAGGAAAUCAGUCUUCCUUUGGGAGAAAUACGGUCUCGUUUAGGUCUAAGGUUUCUGUGCCAGAUUCUCAGGGGCUUUCCCUUUUGGGAGCGGAGAUCUGGUCAGAGCCCGGGCGAAGAAGCCGGCCUCCGGUGGACCGGGAAAGAGGGUCGGGGCAAUGAGGCGCCUCGGGAGCGCCCUCUGGCGAAGACGGAGAGCGCGUGUCCCCGCCCUGGCCCCCCUUCGCCGCCGCCGCCGCCGCCGCCGCCGCGGCGCCCCCGCCCGGCUCUCCGGGUUCACUUCGGUCUCUCACUCCGUGAGACACAGACGGCAGCUUUCCGAGCGAGCUGGGGACAGGCUGAGGCGGCGCCAGCAGAACUGCGCCGCUCGCCGGGGGAAGACCUGGGCGCCGGGAGAGAAGGCAAAGCCCGGAGCCCCAGCCCCUCUCUCCGUGGGGGUCUACUGAGCCGACUGGCAGCUCGGCGGCCGUGCGCGACCCCCUUCCCGGCCACUUCGCGGGGUGUGCCAGGACUUGGGGACGCGGCUCGGGAAGAGUCAGGGCGGGAGACGGCGGCGGCGGAGAGAGGGGGCGCGCACCGGGACGGGAGAGGAGUGAGUGGCGGGCUGGGCGGCGGCGGCGGCGGCCGUAGCCGCGGCACCGCUUCCCCGGGCCGCGGCCGCCCGGCCGGGUCCUCUGCGCGUUCCCGGGCCCCGAGCCGGCGCACGAUGCGCCCGGCUGCGUUCUGA